CUAGUCGAUGCCAGAGCGAGUCGAUCCUCGUUUUCUGUCAUCAUCUGACCCGGAAGUCAGGUGAAGCGCUAAGGCUGCUCGUGAGCGUGACCCUGUUCCAGGGUCCAGUCCGGAGCGUUCAGUCAUGGUGUUCGAGUCUCUGGUCAGUGACCUGCUCAACAGGUUCAUCGGAGACUACGUGGAGAACCUGGACAAGUCUCAGCUGAAGAUCGGGAUUUGGGGAGGUAAUGUGGUGCUGGAGAACCUGAAGGUGAAGGAGAAUGCUCUGAGUGAGUUUGAUGUUCCAUUCAAAGUCAAGGCUGGACAGAUCGGGAAGCUAACGCUGAAGAUUCCAUGGAAGAACCUUUAUAACGACGCUGUGGUCGCCACGUUAGAUGGUCUUUACCUGCUGGUCGUACCUGGAGCCACUGGAUCUCAGCUGAAUUCACGUCCCUUUAACGCAAUGAAAUACGACGCAGUGAAGGAGGAGCGUGACCAGCAGGAGGCGAAGCAGAGAGAACUGCAGCGCAUCGAGGAGGCGCUACAGAGAGCGUGUCAGUCUGGAGAUCUGCUCUUUAAUCUGGAGACUGUGAUUUACAAGGACACACACAAUGGACAUAAAAAACAUAAAAAGCACAAAAAAGGUUUAAAGAAGCUGAAAGGACAUGACGGCAAAGCAGAAAAACCUAAGGAGGAGAAGAAGAAGGACACGUUUGCGGAGAAACUGGCCACUCAGGUGAUCAAGAACCUUCAGGUGAAGAUCAGCAGCAUCCACCUGCGCUAUGAGGACGACCUGUCGGACCCACAGCGCCCCCUAUCUAUGGGAGUAACACUGUCAGAGCUCAGUCUGCUGACCACUGAUGAAAACUGGAAACCUUGUAUCCUGAAUGAAGCCGCAAAGAUCAUCUAUAAGCUCGGUCGCCUGGAGUCACUCUGCGCUUACUGGAACGUCAACAGUCCGAUAUUUUACAAAGGAUCAUGGGAGAAUAUUGUGGAUCAGUUAAAGUGUGGCAUCAUCAGCUCAGAGCAGCAGAUUCCUCACUAUCACUACAUCUUCAGGCCGAUCUUUGCUUCAGCUAAAAUGUGCAUCAAUCCAAACGCUGAGCUGGAACUGAAAAGUCCAAAAGUCGACCUUCAUUUGGAAGUUCAGGACAUCAGCAUCGAGAUGACCAGAGCACAGUAUGUGACCAUGGUGGAACAGCUGGAGUCCGUUGACUGCAUGGUGAGGAACGCCCCUUACAGGAAGUUCCGCCCUGAUGUCCCUGUGAACAAGAACGCCAGACUCUGGUGGAGGUACAGCAUCUCCAGCAUCCUGGAGGUCCACGUGCGGCGCCACAGUCGCAUGUGGUCCUGGUGCAACAUCAGACAGCACAGAGAGAACCUGAAGGCCUACAAGAGCGUCUACAAGACCAGAUUACUGAGUCAGAGCAAGACCAGCCAGGACACGGAGCAACACAUCCAGGGUCUGGAGAAAGUUCUGGACGUGUUCAACAUCACGUUGGCCCGGCAGCAGGCGCAGAUGGAGGUGGUCCGGUCAGGACAGAAGGUGGUCGGAAAGAAAGCAGCAGGUGGACAGAAACAGGGAGGAGCAGGAGGAGGGUUCUUCAGCAGCUGGUUUGGGAGGAAGGCCAAGAAGGAGGAGCAGAAGCAGGAGGAGAGCAAGGAGACGCAGAGUUCAGGUUCAGGUCUGGAUGACCUCAUGACCCCUGAGGAGAAGGAGAAGCUCUACACCGCCAUUGGCUACAGCGGCAGCUCCCAUAACCUGGCUCUGCCUAAACAGUACGUGGCCGUGGUCGUCACCUUCCAGCUGUUACAGACGUCAGUGACGGUCAGAGAGAAGCCCGGCGUCCCAGAGAUCCUGAAGAUCCAGAUGAUUGAACUUGGCACCAAAAUCUCACAGAGACCUGGAGCUCAGGCCUUCAGGGUUGAGGUUGCGCUGGUUCACUGGUUGGUGACGGGCCUGCAGCAGCAGGGGGCGGUGCCCUCGCUCAUGGCAUCAGUGGGAGACGCGGCGUCAUCUCUGCUCAGCGUCGUGUUUGAGGUGAACCCGGAGGAAAGUGCUGCUGACCAGCUGCUCAGAGUCCACUCACAGCCUGUGGAGAUCAUUUAUGAUGCGCUGACUGUGAACACCGUGGUGGACUUCUUUAAGACGGGACAAGGUGUGGACCUGGAGGUCCUGACCUCUGCCACCCUGUCCAAACUGGAGGAGAUCAAAGAGAAGACAGCCACGGGUUUGUCCCACGUUAUUGAGACCAGAAAAGUCCUGGACCUGAGGAUCAACCUGAAGCCAUCCUAUAUGCUUCUGCCAAAGUCAGGUUUUUACAGCAGCACGAGUGAACUGAUGAUCAUCGACUUUGGCAGCCUGCAGGUGACGUUGAACAGUGUGGAGCAGAGCAGUCUCCCGUCUUCGUCCUUGUCCUCGUCCUCUCUGGAGCAGAUCAUGGAUCGAGCCUAUGAGAGAUACAAUGUGGAGCUGAGACGAGUCCAGGUCCUCUACAGCAAGUCGGGUGAGACAUGGAAGUCUGCUCGUCUUCAGGCUUCUUCAGUCCAACACAUUCUCCAACCCAUGGACUUUACUGUCCACCUGGCCAAGUGCAUGGUGGACAAGGACACAAGGAUGUCCAGGUUCAAAUUGUCUGGUGAGCUGCCACUGCUGCACAUCAAGAUUUCUGACCAGAAGAUUCAGAACGUCCUGGAGCUGGUCAACAGCAUCCCCCUGCCCAACAUGGACUCCUCCCCCUCCACCCCCACAGAGAAGGUGCCGUCAUUGGUAGAGGCCAGACCGCGAACACUUAGCCUCCCCCCCGCCCUCCUGGACGCCAUGGAAACAGACUCUGAUGAAGACACGAGUGAGAAGUCCAUGGAUGAAGAUCACCAGCGCUCGGCACAGGAGGAGCUCACUAUCCUUCACUUCAAAUUUGAAGUCAGAGAGGUUCUGUUGGAGCUGACGCAGCAGGUGGAGCAGGAGAAGACCUUCCUGUCCUUCAGCAUCUGUCAGCUGGGAGCUGAAGGGAAGAGGCGGAGCUUUGACCUGAGCGUGACCUCAUACCUGCGUGGAGUCACACUGGACUACUGUGGAGACGACAGAACUCAUCCGCUCCACCUCAUCAGCUCGUCACAGCAGCAGAGCUCCAACUUGCUGAAGGUGGAGUUUAUCAAGGCUGAGCCCACUGGACCGAGCUUUCACACACUCUUUGACAACACGGAACAAACACUGAAGGUGGAGUUUUCCUCUCUGGACUUCCUCCUUCACACCAAAGCUCUGCUGUCCACCAUCAGCUUCCUGAACCGUGUUCUGCCGCCGCAGCUCGCCGCCGCCCGAGACAGAGAUGUGAAAAAGCAGGUGGAGAGGGCGGGGCGGGGCCAGACAGGAUCUAAAGGCUUCAGAGACAGCGGCGUCUUCAGCUUCAGGCUGUUUGCCACGCUGGGUUGUUUCCACGUGGAAGUGUGUGACGACCGCCGCAGCAUCGCCGACAUCAGAGUCCAGGGAAUCCAUGCGUCUGUGCUGGUGCAGGCGAAGGAGACCGAGGUGUCUGCUCGGCUCAGAGACAUCGUGGUCACAGACGUGAACCCUGGCACCACCCACAGGAAGGCUGUGUCCAUUGUGGGCGAGGAAGUGUUUAGCUUCAAACUGUCCUUGUUUCCGGGGGCGACGGAGGGCGGCGGCUACAGUGACACGUCAAAGGUGGACGGGAAAGUGACACUGCGUCUGGGCUGCAUCCGCAUCGUCUACCUGCACAAGUUCCUCAUGUCGCUGAAGAUGUUUGUGGACAACUUCCAGACGGCCAAAGAGGCUCUGAGCGCCGCCACUGCUCAGGUGGCAGAGAAGGCGGCGUCCAGCGUCCGAGACUUUGCUCAGAAGAGUUUCCGUCUAUCCCUGGACAUCAAGCUGAAGGCUCCGCUCAUCAUAAUCCCACAGUCGUCCACCUCCCAGAAUGCACUGGUGAUGGACCUGGGUCUGAUCACGGUGGGGAACAGCUUCUCACUGCUGCCCUCUGAUGGUUUCUCUGUGCAGCCGGUGGUGGAGAAGAUGGACGUGAGGCUGACGCAGCUCAAACUCUCCAGAACCUGCCUGAAUCCGGACUCAGUGUCUCAGCCCGACAUUGAGAUCCUUCAGCCAAUCAGCUUUGAGCUGCUCAUCACCAGAAACCUGGCUGCUGCCUGGUUCACCAAGAUCCCUGGAGUCCAGGUCCAGGGAGUCCUGCGCUCACUCAAUAUGAGUCUGGGUGAGGAAGACCUUGGGGUGCUGAUGAAGAUCCUGGUGGAGAACAUCUCUGAGGGAAGUAAAGAGCACAACAUGGACUUGAAGAGACAGGUGUCCACAGAGAAUGCGGAGCUUAUUGAGCAGCAGGCGCAUGUCAUGUCACUGCAGGCGGGAUCAGCCGUGACUCUGUCCACCAACGAAGGCGUGACAGAAAACACGGUCAAUGUUCUGCUGAACUUUGAAAUCAAAGAGGUGGUGUUGACCCUGAAGAAGCCCAGAGUCCACAGUGACUCGUCCUUCCUUGUCCUCCAUGUGUCUCAGCUGGGCAUUGACACCAAAGUCAGGAAGUACGACAUGUGUGCAACUACUUACAUCAAGAAGAUCACCAUGACCUGCCUGGAGUUCAAAGACCGGAGUGGACAACCUCUGUGUCUCAUCAGCUCGUCUGUGGAGUCUGGAGCCGACCUGCUCAAAGUGCAGUAUUUCAAGGCCGACCGUGCUGGACCGAACUUCUCCAACAUUUACAAGAACACAGAGCAGAUGAUGAACGUGACCUUCACCUCUCUGGACGUCAUGCUCCACACAGAGGCGCUGCUCUCUGCCAUUAACUUCCUGUCAGCUGCCCUGGCCUCUGAUCAUGUGACCAUGGACAGAGGUGUCAGACCAAGGACAGAAGAGAGGACAACGUCCAACAAGUCCACUGCAAUCUUGUCACCUGUGGACACUGAGGUCAUCGACCUGAAGGUCAUGAUGACACUCGGAGCCUUUAACGUCCUGGUGUGUGACCAGAGCUCCAACAUGGCCGACAUCAAGAUCCAGGGUAUUCACGGAUCUUUGCUGAUGCAGGGACCACAGACGCACCUGUCCGCCUGUCUCCGCGAUGUCAUUGUCCUCAACGUGGAUCCAAAAACCGUCCACAAGAAAGCCAUCUCCAUCGUGGGAGACGAGGUGUUCAGCUUUACCAUGAGUUUGACCCCAAAGGCCACAGACGGCGCCGGAUAUACCGACACGUCUAAGACUGACGGCAGAGUGAAGCUGAACGUGGGCUGUGUGCAGGUGGUCUACCUGCACAGGUUCUUCAUGUCUCUGAUGAUGUUUGUGGACAACUUCCAGACGGCCAAAGAGGCUCUGAGCACCGCCACCGCUGAGGCGGCAGAGAAGGCGGCAUCCAGUGUCCGAGACUUUGCUCAGAAGAGUUUCCGUCUGUCCCUGGACAUCAAACUGAAGGCUCCGCUCAUCAUCAUCCCGCAGUCGUCCACCUCCCAGAAUGCACUGGUGAUGGACCUGGGUCUGAUCACGGUGGGGAACAGCUUCUCACUGCUGUCGGUGGACGGGUGUCCACUGCCUGCAGUCAUCGACAACAUGGACGUGCAGCUGACACAGCUCAAACUGUCCAGGACGAACACAGACACUGUGAGCUCAGAACUGCUGGAGCCCGUCAACCUUCACCUGAACAUCAGGAGGAACCUUUCUGCUGCCUGGUACAAGAAGAUGGCUGCUGUCGAGGUGGAUGGAGAUCUGAAGCCUAUGAAGGUGGCGCUGAGUCAGGAGGACCUGAAGGUUCUGCUCCGGAUCCUGAUGGAGAAUCUGGGCGAGGCCGACAGUCUGGUUCACAGCGCCCCCAAACAGGAGGAGGCCAGUGUGUGGGUCCGGGCUGUAGGGGGCGCUCCAACAGAUGACGAGGUGAGGACAAGCAGCAGUGAAGACGGAUCUCUGGAGUCGGUCAACUUCAGGUUCAAAGUGGACUCUCUGGCUCUGGUUCUGUUCAGCAGCACUGAGCCCACACAGCACCAGCAGAACCUCAGAUUGGGUGAGUUGACGCUGCAGCAGCUGACGACGUCGGGUAGAAUCCUGAGAGCAGGAGACGUGGAGGUCACCACGGUUCUGACCGACUGCACUCUGGAUGACCUGAGGACCGGCAUGGAGAGGGUGACCUCACGGAUGGUGGGUCGCAGACAGCUCAGCUCUGACUCGAUGAUCGACGUGACGUAUCGUCAGAGCAGAGGUCAGAGAGAGGUCGUGUCCGUCCUCCACAAACUCUACGUGUGUGCGAGCGUCGAGUUCCUCAUGGCCGUGGCAGACUUCUUCCUGCAGGCUCUGCCGCCCAGUUUAGCCCCGCCCACCGCCUCAGUGCCCGGCGACAGACUGCGACAGACCGCCGAAUCUCGGCCUGAUGCCAAGACCGCGUCCACGCUGAGGACACGCCUGCGGGCGGUGGUGGUGGACCCUGAGGUGGUGUUUGUGGCCAGUCUGAUGAAGGCCGACGCCCCCGCCCUGGUGGCAUUGUUUCAGUGUGAUGUCACUCUGCAGACUGAAGACAACGGGACGCAGAACAUGAGGGCUGACCUGAGGGAACUCAGAGUCCUUGCCUGUCCCUUCAUCCGAGACCAGGAGAGCAGAGCUGUCACCACGGUGUUGAAACCCUGCUCGGUCACCUUGGAAACCAGAACCCAUCCCAACCAACCACUGAGCGGCUCAGUGGCGGUGGAGGAAGUCAUCGUCAAGAUCUCUCCGUUCAUCCUCAACACGGUGAUGACCAUCACUGCCGCCAUGACACCAAAGCAGCCUGAGCAGCAGAGUCCAGACACCACCGGCGUCUCUGACCUGUGGCCAGUCAUGAACGUCUUUGAAUGUAACUACUGGUUCCUGGGAGUGGACCAGGCCACAGAGGUCACCGAGACCUUCAGAGAGCAGGACGGACGCAACCAGGGCCAGAACUUCACCGCUGAGGUCAAGGUGGUGCAGGUCACAUUGGAGUCUGGCCUGGGUCACCAGACCGUCCCACUGCUGCUGGCCGAGUCCUCAUUCACUGGAACUGCCAGAAACUGGUCGUCUCUGCUGCGACUGAGAGCCAACAUGACACUGGAGGUGAACUACUUUAAUGAGGUCUAUGCAGUGUGGGAACCGCUGAUCGAACGAGUGGACGGUGGAAGUCGAAGGUGGAACCUGGAGCUCGAGAUGAAGAACAACCCGCUCCAGGACAAGAGUCCAGUUCACGGAGACGAGUUUGUGAUUCUUCCUGAACCUCGGACGCUGAUCAACAUCUGCUCCAAAGACACCAUGAACAUCACCGUGUCUCAGUGCAGCCUCAGCGUCUUCCACAAUCUUGCCAAGGCGUUUUCUGAAGGAACAGCCUCCACCUUCAACUACUCUCUGAAAGAAAAAGCUCCAUUCACCAUCAGGAACUCUCUGGGGAUCCCACUCAUUGUGCAGCACAGUGCCAACCUCAGACUGGUGGGGCCGCCGUCGCAGGGUAAACUCCAUGAGCUGGCAGUGGAUCAGAGCGUGGACCUGGAACACUCGGCGCUGGAGAGCUCGUCACGGGGGAAACUGUCUGCGCUGCAGCGUCAGGAGAGCGGCCUGUUCACCCUCACCAUCGUUCCCUCUGGAUUCAGUGAGAUCUCAAACGUUGCCAUGGACACACCUGGGCGUGGCCUGUAUAACGUCCGUGGGCCGAUGCUGCAGGAGGUCGUGUCUGUGCUGCUGCAGGUCGACGCCGCCGAGGGAAACAAGGUCAUCACGGUCCGCUCUCCACUGCAGAUAAAGAAUCACUUCUCGGUGCCGUUCGUUGUCCUAAAGUUCUGUCCCACGUCCAGGAGUCUGCAGAGCGUGGGACAGGCCGAGCCCGAGCGAGAGUUUCAUGUCACCUUGGAGUCGUACAGGUGUCAGCUGUUUGUGUGUCCCGCGGGUCCACUGGAUGGUCAGUACGCUCCGUCUUCCACCUGCGUGUCCUGGAAGGAGCAGGUCCACCACAGUUCUGAAGUGCAUUCUGUCCUGCAGUGUCCUGCGAUGGACAGCAGCCUCCUGCCGCUGAUGGUCAGCACGCUGGCCGUCCCUGACACCCUGAGACACAUCGCCAACCACGGGGAAGAAGACUGGGACCCUGCCUACAUCAUCCACCUGCAACCGAUGGUCACACUGCGCAACCUGCUGCCGUACACCGUCCGCUACAUGAUGGAGAGCUCUGCAGACUCUUACGACCUUCAGGAAGGAAGUACGUCAGACCUGGUGAACGCUCGCGUCUCUGGUGAGGUUCUGUCGAUGGUUCUGAUGAGAUACCAGGGCCGGGACUGGCACGGACACCUGCGCAUCAAACAGGAAAUGCCCGAGUUCUUCUGCGUGUGUCUCACCUGUGACAUGGACACCAGCAUGACGGUGGACGUGAGCGUCCACGUGGCCAAGAGGCUGAGCCACCUGCUGGUGUCGCUCUUCAGUCCGUACUGGGUCAUCAACAAGACUUUGAGAGUGCUGCAGUACCGAGCCGAGGACAUCAGCGUCAAACAUCCAGCAGAUCACCGGGACAUCGUCCUCUUCUCCUUUAGGAAGAAGACGCUCUUCAGCAAGAACAAGAUCCAGUUGUGCGUGUCCACCAGCUCUUGGUCUGACAGUUUCUCUCUGGACACUGUGGGAAGUUACGGCUGUGUUCGCUGUCCUGCAAACAACGUGGACUUUCUGGUGGGCGUGAGUAUCCAGAUGAGCAGCUUUAACCUGACGAGGAUUGUCACCAUGAGUCCUUUCUACACACUCGUCAACAAGUCCUCGUUCGAGCUGGAGGUGGGAGAAGUCAGCAGCCACUCGGCCACCAGGUGGCACUACAUCCCGUCCACUGAGUGCACCCCCUUGUGGCCAGAGAACAGCUCGGGGAAGUUGUGCGUGCGUGUGGUCGGUUCUGACUCCUCCUCUAAGUUGUUCUCCUUCAACCGUCAGGACAGCGGCACCCUGCUGAGGCUCGACAUGUGUGGUGGGAUCAUCAUGGAGGUCAACAUCUCCGAUCACUCCACCAUCAUCAGUUUCACUGACUAUUAUGACGGAGCCGCUCCCGCCCUGCUGGUUAACCACUCCCCCUGGAUCACCAUCAGCUACAGACAGAGCGGCUCAGCUGUGGUUCAUGAGCUGAAACCAGGUCAGGCUCGGCGGUUUGUGUGGGACGACCCGACAGGUGUCCGGACCCUGACCUGGACCUGCAGGGAUCAGGGAGGAGAUCUGGACCUGCUGAAGGUCUGUAAACUGCUGCAGGGACAUGAAGACAGAACUGUCACUUUGUCUCCGAUAUCUACGUCACAUGAUCGCGUCUUUAUCUACGUCAC
Solea senegalensis (Senegalese sole) is the source of this 9270-nucleotide messenger RNA. It is a transcript of the gene vps13c, whose product is annotated as vacuolar protein sorting 13 homolog C. Gene Ontology annotation, biological process: protein targeting to vacuole; protein retention in Golgi apparatus; mitochondrion organization. The record is from RefSeq and is a predicted model, not a curated record. The annotation marks the transcript as partial. Lineage: Eukaryota; Metazoa; Chordata; Actinopteri; Pleuronectiformes; Soleidae. The transcript has 68 exons. Gene Ontology annotation, cellular component: extrinsic component of membrane.